UGAAGAUAAAGAAGAUAACUCUGAACAGCAAAAACUUAUUCACGAGCUUCAGAAUAAAGUUAAUUAUUCAAGAUUUAGAGCUGAGCAAGAAAAUAAAAACUCAAAAAUUAGAAAGCAAAUGUCAAAUUAA
Entrophospora sp. SA101 is the source of this 130-nucleotide messenger RNA. The record is from the annotation of a GenBank genome assembly. NCBI's taxonomy places the organism in Eukaryota, Fungi, Glomeromycota, Glomeromycetes, Entrophosporales, Entrophosporaceae.